This is a messenger RNA of Gopherus evgoodei (Goodes thornscrub tortoise), 4316 nucleotides long. RefSeq names its product alpha-2-macroglobulin-like protein 1. Gene Ontology annotation, molecular function: endopeptidase inhibitor activity. The record is from RefSeq and is a predicted model, not a curated record. Gene Ontology annotation, cellular component: extracellular region. NCBI's taxonomy places the organism in Eukaryota, Metazoa, Chordata, Testudines, Testudinidae. The transcript has 36 exons.
AUGGGUAACAGGAGAUAUCUGAUCGUCAUCCCAGCUGAACUGACCUUCCCAUCAGUCCAGAGGGUGUGCUUGGACCUGAGAGGGGUGGACAAGCCCAUUCGAGUGGCCUUGACUCUUGUGCAUGCGUCCAGGAGCCUUGUCCUCUUCCGAAGGGUCAUCCUGAACUAUAGGAGCUUAGAAUGCCCCAAGUUUAGGGUCCCAUCUCCCGCUGGGGGCCGGGAGGAGGUUUGCACUGUCCAGCUGACCAUCUCCAACAGCCACUACUUCAAUGUGAAGGAAGAGAAAAAGGUCCUGAUCCGCGGGCGUGACAGCAGCACCUUUGUCCAGACGGACAAACCCGUUUACACCCCAGGGCAGAAAGUGAAGUUUAGGAUUUUGACUCUGAAUGAGGAGUUUGUUCCCCUUGACAGCAAGUACUCUGUGAUAGAACUCCAGGACCCCAACAGUAACCGGAUUGGUCAAUGGCUCGAUGUGCGGCCGAGGCAGGGCAUUGUGGAUCUAUCCUUCCAGUUAGCUGAUGAACCUUUCCUGGGGACUUACACCAUCGACGUGGCCAGCACAAAAGAUUCCAGUACCUUUAGUGCUGAGGAGUAUGUGCUGCCAAAAUUCGAGGUUUUCUUUGAGGGGCCAAUUCAGAUUUACGCAUUGGAUAAAACCUUCUUGCUCCGUGUGUGCGGCAGGUACACCUAUGGGAGAGCAGUGCAGGGCACCAUCUGGGUGACCCUAUGCCAGAAAGCUUGGCGGUACAAGCGACCUCCAAGACACUUUGGCACAGAUAUCUGUGAAGAGUACAGUGGCCAGGUGAGCUGCAGGGGCUGCUUCUCCACUUCUGUGAGCAUGGCAGUCUUUAACCUCACCUCCUACGAGUAUGACAGCAAGCUCAGUGCAGAGGCCUCUCUGGUGGAAGACAGCACAGAGAUGCAAAUCAAUGCCUCUAGCCAAUUUCUCAUCUCCAGGGCAGCGGUGACUGCCACAUUUGAGGAGCUGGAAGAUUACUACAUCCCUGGAGUCCCCUACAGAGGGAAGAUUACGGAUGGCACUGGAAGAGCUUCAUUCAACAUGGACACAACUGCCUGGAAUAGCUCGUCUGUCUCUUUGGAGGGAAGAUUCAAUCUGGAGGAUCUGGUGCAAGAACCUGGGAAGAUUAACGUUGAUUAUGUGAACACUUACCAGUACCUGCAGCCGUUCCAUGUCACAACCAAGAGCUUCCUGAAGAUACACCUGCUGCCGGGAAUGCUGCCCUGCGGGCUGCAGCAGAAUGUCCAGGUUACAUUUGCCCUCAGCCGGAAGGACCUGGGAGAAGGAGCUAGCCACAUGGAUUUCGCCUACUAUGUCACUGGGAAAGCUGGGAUUGUCAUUAGGGGACAGAAGAAUGUACGGAUUGGGAAACUGAGCACACUGAAAGGCUCCUUCUCCAUCCCUUUGACCUUCACCUCUAAUGUCGCACCCGCCCCUUCAUUAGUGGUGUACGCCAUCUUCCCUAGCAAAGGGGUGGCAGCCGACAGCAUCCAGUUUGAUGUUGCCAUGUGCUUCAAAAACCAGGUGAAGAUGGGCUUCUCAGCUAAAGAAACUCUCCCAGGAUCGACAGUCCAGCUCCAGCUUCAGGCGGCUUCUGGCUCAGUGUGUGCAGUCCGGGCAGUGGACAAGAGCGUGCUCCUCAGGAGGCCAGAGAAAGAGCUGACCAACCAAACAGUCUAUGAGUUAUUCCCUUUCAUACACCGCCAUGGGUACCCCCACCAAGUUGAGGAAUACCCAGAUCUAUGUGUGCAACCUGCACCUUUAUUACCACUGGUGUCACGGAGGCCUUGGUAUCCCUAUCAGCCGGAUGUCUUUAACCUCUUCAGGAGCGUAGGCCUGAAAAUCUUUUCCAACCUCAUGAUAAAGAAGCCAACUCAGUGCUAUUAUCCCAUGGACAAGAGGCCGACAGCACCCCCACUAAGGCCCAUCGGCAGCCUAGAGGCUCCUCCAGAAUCCACUAUCCCAGGGAGAGUUCGCCGGUAUUUCCCUGAAACCUGGCUCUGGGAUUUGAUCUCUGUCAGUCCCACUGGACACAGGGACGUCCCAGUCACAGUGCCUGACACUAUCACCGAGUGGAAAGCUGGGAUGUUCUGCGUGGCCAAGCUGGGCUUUGGACUUGCCCCAACCACGAGCCUUGUGACAUUCCACCCCUUCUUUGUGGAUGUGACGCUGCCGUACUCUGUGGUCCGGGAAGAGACCUUCACUCUAAAGGCCACAGUCUUCAACUACCUGCAGCAAUGCAUCCAGAUCCAAGUGUCCCUGGCUAAAUCCCCAGACUUCUGGCUGGAGCUAUGCAGGAGCUGCAGGUACAUCCACUGCCUGUGUGCAGAAGAAUCCAGAACCUUCUCAUGGAACAUGACAGCCACAACAUUGGGGGUAGUGAAUAUAAUGGUCAGCACAGUGGUGAUGGACAACAUACCACAGUGUGGAGGCAGGAGGAUCUUCCCCCGAGCAAUGCCACGGAAGGAUACACUGGUCAAACCCCUGCUAGUCCAGCCAGAGGGAGUGCUCGUGGAGAAGGCUCACAGCUGCCUGCUGUGCCCUAGAGGAGGAAAUACAGUCAAAGACCCUGUGUCCCUCACCCUCCCUGCUAAUGUAGUGAAAGGAUCAGCCAGAGCUACCAUCUCUGUCUUGGGUGACAUCAUGGGGACGGCGCUGCAGAACCUGGACUGGCUGGUGCAGAUGCCCAGUGGCUGUGGGGAGCAGAACAUGGGGCUGUUUGCCCCCAUCAUCUACGUGCUGCAGUAUCUGGAGAAGACGGGGCAGCUGACCCCGGAGAUCAGGGAGAGGGCAACGGGAUUCCUGCACAGCGGGUACCAGAGGCAGCUCCUGUAUAAGCACAGCCAUGGUGCUUACAGUGCCUUUGGGGAGCGUGAUAGAGAGGGGAACAUGUGGCUGAUGGCAUUUGUGGUUAAGAGUUUUGGACAAGCCAAAAAAUCCAUCUUCAUAGAUGACAAGAACAUUCAAGAUGCCUUGAAAUGGCUGGAGCUUCACCAGCUUCCCAGUGGCUGCUUUACCAACAAAGGGAGGCUCUUCCACUCUUCCAUGAAGGGUGGUGUGAAUGAUGAGAUCUCUCUGGGGGCCUACAUCACUGCAGCACUGCUGGAGCUGGGGCAGCCACUGAAGGGCAGCAUGGUGCAGCCCGCCUUACGUUGCCUCAUUCACGCCGUUCACAAUGUCACCAACAUUUACACGGAAGCCGUGUUGGCCUAUGCCUUCGCCCUGGCCGGGGACUAUGAGGUGACCCAGGAGCUGCUGUACAAGCUGGAUGAACAGGCCAUCAGAUCAGGAGGCCAAAUCCACUGGAGCCCCAAUCCCAGCUCCCCGGCUGCCACAGAUUUCUGGCCUGGGACUCAGUCAGUGGAUGUUGAGCUGACAGCCUAUGUGCUCCUGGCUUACGUCUCCAAACCACGCAUAAACGCAGAGGACAUGGCCACUGCUGCCGGCAUCGUGGCCUGGUUGGCCCGGCAGCAGAAUGCCCACGGAGGGUUUGCUUCCACCCAGGAUACGGUGGUUGCACUGCAGGCCCUGGCUAAGUAUGCAGCCCGGACAUUCAGCACAUUGGCACAGGUGACAGUGACGGUGAAGUCUCAGGGGAACUUUGAGAGGAAGUUCCAGGUCACUCACAAGAACCGGCUGCUGCUGCAGCAAGCAGUGCUAAUGGAAAUCCCCGGGGAGUUCUCAGUGCAGGCCCAGGGCAGUGGCUGCGUCUAUGCCCAGACAGUGCUGAGAUACUAUGAGCCUCCUCCAUGAGUCUCCAUGACCUUCUCUCUGCGCGUCACCACACAGCUGAUCGACUGCGCCAAGGGCAAUGCGCGCUUCCUCACCGUCCACAUCCACGUCAGCUACAUCGGGAGCAGAGUCACUUCCAACAUGGUGAUUGUGGAGGUCUCCCUGCUGUCUGGAUUCAGUCUGGCUUCGGGCUCCCGCAUAUCGCUGCAGCAGAGACCCCUCAUUAGGAAAAUGGAGGUGAAAAUUGAUGCAAUCUUCAUUUAUCUGGAGAAACUGAGCGAUGAGUCACAGACUUUUGUCCUGCAACUGGAACAAGAGAUUGAGGUGAAGGGCCUGAAACCAGCCAACAUCAAAGUCUAUGACUACUACCAGCCAGAGGAACGAGCCCUGGCUGACUAUAACACUGCCUGCAGCUGAGCACAGGGGGGAGGAGGCUGGAUAGAAGCGAAGCAUCCAGCAGUGACUCCCACCACAGCUUGAUAACCUUCCUGCAGCCUCCUGCUGGGAAGUGGGGAAGGCAAUGGCUGUGCUGCAUUGUAGGGAACCUGUGAGGGAUUCAUGGAGGA